AACGCGAGAGUCCGGGGCGGCGCGGCAGUCGAACCUUCGUCUGGGCACCGCAGGCCGGACCCGCACGGGGCGCGCGCCCGGAAGUCGCCGGUAGGUCAUUCGCUGGAUAAGCUAUGGCCUCUGCGGCGCUGCUGUGUGCCGCGCGGGCGCUUCGCCCGCCAAGCGGGCUUCCUGGAACUAGGUGGACACAGAUCAGAGAUACCCACCAGCGAGCUUCACUGUUAUCCUUCUGGGAACUCAUUCCCAUGAGAGCAGAACCUCUGCGCAAGAAGAAGAAGGUAGAUCCUAAAAAAGAUCAGGCAGCAAAAGACCGUUUGAAAAAGAGAAUCCGAAAACUAGAAAAAGCUAACCAAGAGCUAAUUCCUAUUGAAGAUUUUAUUAUUCCCCUGAAGUUCUUGGACAAAUCAAGACAGCGGCCUCAGGAGGAACUCUCCUUUGAGGAAAGCGAGCGGAGAGCUCUGCUUCUGAAGAAGUGGUCACGGUACAAGCAGCAAGAGAAUGAGGCAGAGAGGAAUGCCAUUGCAUCCAUGCUAGAAGCCCAGCAAGAAGCUCUCCAGGAACUGAGACUUGAGUCCCCAGAGCUUUACGAGGAGGCUGUCAAGCGGGACUCUAGCCUGUUCCCUUUUGAGAGGGAAGGGCCAUAUUACACGCCACCAAUAUCUAACUACCAACCCCCUGAAGGCAAAUACAAUGACAUCACCACAGUAUACACACAGCAAGAAUUCAAAAGGUAGAACUGAACUUGUUUCAGAUCACCAGGGCUGAAUCUGUUUUCCAGACAUGUUGGUUACAAAUAAAAAUAUAUUCAAAAGUAUCUCUUUGUCUUGUGUUACAAUCAUCAUUAACUCACCUGCAGAUGGAUGGGGCAAGAGAUGCCACCCCUCUGCCAAGUACUUUGAUGAGAAUGAUAAUGACAUCAGCCUUUCUUCCCCAAUGGGAGGGAAUACAGGUUUAAAAAAAAAAAGGAAGAUUUUAGUUGUGCAGUGUAAGUGCCACCUGCGGAGGCACAGAGGA
Perognathus longimembris pacificus (Pacific pocket mouse) is the source of this 1014-nucleotide messenger RNA. RefSeq names its product mitochondrial ribosomal protein L40 (gene Mrpl40). Lineage: Eukaryota; Metazoa; Chordata; Mammalia; Rodentia; Heteromyidae. The record is from RefSeq and is a predicted model, not a curated record. The transcript has 4 exons. Gene Ontology annotation, cellular component: mitochondrial large ribosomal subunit; mitochondrial ribosome. Bases 114 to 734 code for a protein of 206 amino acids.